CCAGUUAGCAAUGGCUCUUCCCAGAGCACGCUUCCAUGCCCUUUCAUGGGCCAACCAAUUCCUGACAUAUAAACGUCCAACUUGGCAGUGUACUACCUGUAGAACCCUUCGCCCGACUCCAAUUGUUGCUCCGCGUAGAUUCGCGACAGCGCCUUCUGGAAAGCACAAGAAACCCUACUAUGUGACGACACCUAUUUUCUAUGUGAAUGCCGCCCCUCAUGUCGGUCACCUGUACACAAUGAUAAUUGCCGACAUCCUGAAGCGAUGGCGAACACUUUGCGGAGAUACAGACGCUCAACUAUUGACCGGUACCGAUGAACAUGGCAUGAAGAUCCAGCAAGCUGCCCUAGCCGCGGAAAUGGAUACUCAGGCCUUCUGCGAUAUGAACUACAAAACCUUCGAGGAUCUAGCCAAAGCAGCAAAUAUGGACUACGAUUACUUCAUCCGGACGACCGAGGCGGCGCACAAGAAGACCGUACAGUAUUUCUGGGAAAUGCUGAAUCACAGAGGCUAUAUUUACACCUCUAAGCACGAAGGUUGGUAUUCUGUUAGCGAUGAAACAUUCUAUCCUCCGUCACAGGUUCAUAACUCGCUGGAUCCUACCACUGGAAGAAAGAGAAUGGUUUCCGCCGAGACAGGGAAAGAAGUAGAAUGGUCCUCUGAGACAAACUAUCACUUCCGCCUGUCUGCUUUCCAGGAGCGCCUGCUGGACCUAUACAAGACAGGCUUCAUUACACCAUCCAAUUACACGACAGAAAUCGUCAAAUCGGUGACUUCGGGGCUCCAAGAUUUGUCGAUUUCUAGACCCGUAGAACGGUUAACUUGGGGUAUUCCUGUCCCUGGCGACGAGACACAGACCAUCUAUGUAUGGUUGGACGCACUUGUCAAUUAUUUGACCAAGGCGGGAUACCCUUUCCCACCCGGUCAAGAAGGGGGCCUUGGGUGGCCCGCAGAUGUACAUGUUGUCGGCAAGGAUAUCGUUCGCUUCCACUGUGUAUACUGGCCAGCGUUCCUCAUGGCACUUGACCUCCCCCUUCCUCGUAAUGUCCUUGUUCAUGGGCACUGGACGAUCAACCAUGAGAAGAUGUCAAAAUCCACAGGCAACGUGGUGAACCCUUUCUUUUCUUUGGACCGUUUCGGUGUUGAUACAAUGCGCUUUUUCCUUGCCUACCAAGGAGGCUUGGCGGGGGACGCUGACUAUGACAACUCCUAUAUCAUCCGUGACUACAAGAAGCUACUCCAAUCGGGUAUCGGAAACCUAGUGCUCCGAACAAUCGGCUCUUCGAAAGGAAAACUCCAUUCUUACAUUGUCAGCGGGACAUCGGGCGAGCUUCCGCCCGCAAAUGAGCAAGAUUUGCAGUUCGAACAACUGCUGAGGGAAACCCCUGUUAAAGUGGACGAACAUAUGGAGAGCCUUAACCCUCGUGCCGCUUUGCAAAACAUCAUGGUGUUAAUCGAGCAGGGUAACAAGUACAUACAUCUAUCGGAGCCGUGGAAGGAUGCUAUCAAAGCUCAACGAGUGUUGUUCAAUGUCGCCGAAUCCCUCCGGAUCGCCGGCAUUCUCCUACAGCCCUUUAUGCCCACCAAGUCUAAGGAGCUUCUAGAUGUUCUCCGCGUCGAUCCCUCCAAACGGGCAUUUUCGGCUGCGGUAUUUGGGUCCGAUGCAGAAUAUGGAGAAGGCAUUAAGAAGACCGUCUUGUUUCCCCCUCUUAUCGUGGAGCAAUAAGUGUCACAAGGACAUACGGUUUGAUAACAAGAAAACCCACGGAAGCCAAUCAAAAAAGUAGAUUACAACACCAUUUUGCGAUCUAAUUGGCACAUUUCUCCACU
Molecule: messenger RNA, 1830 nt
Organism: Aspergillus pseudotamarii
Lineage: Eukaryota; Fungi; Ascomycota; Eurotiomycetes; Eurotiales; Aspergillaceae
Product: methionine--tRNA ligase MSM1
Exons: 8
Coding region: 11-1726 (571 amino acids)
Biological process (GO): methionyl-tRNA aminoacylation
Molecular function (GO): methionine-tRNA ligase activity; ATP binding
Source: RefSeq, a predicted model, not a curated record